AUGUAUUCCGGAAGGAGAGAGUUAGCGUUUAUAAUUCUGAUUACGUUAGCUGUGAAACCAGGACAACAACAGGAAGGAUAUCAAUCAAUCGCACGUCUAACCAACCUUGGUACCGAAUUUCAGCCUGCUAAUAGCAACGAGAAUAUCGGUACUUUAAGCAAUGUGAAUAGUUUAAUCCGUUGUUUCAGUUAUUGCAAUCAGAAUUCUCAGUGUGGCACAUUUGAUUAUGAUUAUACGAGUUUUCGUUGUCGAUUAUUUCAGGCACACCUAACAUAUGGUACUGUGAUGAUGUCAUCUUCAUCUACUAGUACAGUUGGCGCAUUAUACGGUCAAAACCAAUACAAUGCAUAUAAUCAGUCAUGUGAUAACCGUAACAUAAAUUGGUAUUUGGUAUGUAAUAAAACAUCAAAUUUAUUCGAGUGUCCACCACAUCAGUUUUGGAACGGAACAUUAUGUUUAAAUCAACUGUACUACAAUUUUAAAUGCAAUGCCACAAACUGGUGUAGGAAUGAUGUUGGCUUAAUAUGUACCUUCGAUGGUUUAUGUGGAUGCAAUGAUUCUCAACAAUGUUGGAACGGGUCAUUUUGCUCAAACUAUUCGUGCUUAGUACCCACAACUACUGCUCUGUCCUCAACAACUGUUAGGUGGACCUCGAUAUCGCAUAAUACGUUAACUAUCACUACCCCCCGUCCCAAUCCAUCAAUAUGUCAACUUGAUCUUUCAUCAUCAUCUACUAAUCAAAUACUAUUGCAUUUAUUUAAUCCAUUGAGUACAACAACACAACAAUAUAAUAAUACAUUUAUUGCUAAUUCAACUUGGACAACAUUAACACUUUCAUUACGUAGUGAUACUAGUAUUUGGUAUUUAUAUGCUGUGUAUAUUUAUGAUCAAACACAAAUAACAGGUCAGAAUAUAUUAUUAAAUGGCGAUUAUGGUACUGGUACAUUAUAUGGUUGGACUAUAAUGCCUUCUAUCAAUCCAACAAUUAGCCCUGGUUCUUAUGUGGUUUGGACGGGUAGUAAAAUUCUUUGUCAAACAUUUCCAACUGUAAUCGGUAAUACAUAUUUAAUUCGAUAUUCAAUGUGGUCUCUCAGUACAACGCCAUAUAUA
Messenger RNA from Didymodactylos carnosus, 1110 nucleotides. Lineage: Eukaryota; Metazoa; Rotifera; Eurotatoria; Philodinida; Philodinidae. The record is from the annotation of a GenBank genome assembly.